Colletotrichum destructivum is the source of this 984-nucleotide messenger RNA. Its product is annotated as Putative glycoside hydrolase, family 43. Gene Ontology annotation, biological process: carbohydrate metabolic process. Gene Ontology annotation, molecular function: hydrolase activity, hydrolyzing O-glycosyl compounds. Bases 1 to 984 code for a protein of 327 amino acids. NCBI's taxonomy places the organism in Eukaryota, Fungi, Ascomycota, Sordariomycetes, Glomerellales, Glomerellaceae. The record is from RefSeq and is a predicted model, not a curated record. The transcript has a single exon.
AUGGCACCACUCAUUAGCCAUCUCUACACGGCUGACCCUUCAGCCCACGUCUUCAAUGGCAAGAUCUACAUCUACCCAUCCCAUGACCGCGAGACCAAUAUCAAGUUCAACGAUAAUGGCGACCAGUACGACAUGGCCGACUAUCACGUCUUCAGCACCUCGUCGCUGGACCCCCUCGAGCCCGUUGUGGACCACGGCGUAGUCUUGAAGACCGAGGACGUCCCCUGGGUCUCGAAACAGCUCUGGGCCCCGGACGCCGCCUUCAAAGACGGAAAAUACUACCUGUAUUUCCCCGCCCGCGACAAACAGGACAUCUUCCGCAUCGGCGUCGCCGUAUCGGACAAGCCCGAGGGCCCCUUCGUACCGGACACGGAACCUAUCAAGGGCAGCUACAGCAUCGACCCCGCUAGCUUCGUCGACGAUGAUGGUCAGGGGUAUCUCUACUUUGGCGGGCUAUGGGGCGGUCAGCUGCAGUGUUACCAGAAGGGCAACGACGUCUUCGAUGCCGACUGGCUCGGCCCCAAGGAGCCUAGCGGCGAGGGCGCCUACGCCUUGGGCCCGCGCGUCGCCAAGCUCACCGACGACAUGCACCAGUUUGACGGCGAGGUUCAAGAGAUCCAGAUUCUCGACCCGGGGACCAAGAAGCCGAUCCUAGCCGACGACCACGACCGCCGCUUCUUUGAGGCCGCCUGGCUGCACAAAAAGGACGGCCUGUACUACUUCUCCUAUUCGACCGGUGAUACACACUACCUCUGUUACGCGACCAGUGAUAGCCCGCUGGGUCCCUUCACCUAUGGCGGACGCAUUCUAGAGCCUGUUCUGGGCUGGACGACGCAUCACUCCAUUGUCGAGUUCAAGGGCCAGUGGUGGCUCUUCCAUCACGACUGCGAACUCAGCAGCGGCGUGGAUCACCUGAGGUCUGUCCAAGUCAAGGAGAUAUUCUAUGAUCAGGACGGCAACAUCACGACGGAAAAACCGCAGUGA